AGUUGAAAAAGCAAAGCGCUAAAUUCGUGUUCAGGGAGGAGUUUAGAGACGGAUUUCUAAAUGUGCCUACAGCGAUGUAUUACUUACAAUACUAAACAUAUCGAUUAAGAGCGAUAGGGCGCGAACAGCGAGUAGAUUUGCCGUUGGAGUUGGAGUAGUAAAGACGUCCCUCCCUUCAGCUGAAGAAGUGUAGUGGAGAGCAGGGACGGCGAGAUUAGGGCAGUAUAGUUUGGGGGUCUCUGGUAUUUAUUAGCUCGGUGUUUUUCUCUGGAUUUGGAGCAGCAGAUCUACAGGUCCGACAGUUUUUCAAUCUACAUUUACUCACGGCAGUUUUACAACAGUCAUCAUCUGGGAGCUCGGGACAGCGAAGAAGGACGCGCACGUUGUUUGGGAUUUUGAGCUAAUAGGAACAAGAGGAGAGAGAGAGAGCUGAGAAACAGCAUACUUUGACCUCAAUCCUGAACUGCAUACAAGAACUCAUGGGGCUCGGGGAGGCUUCAGCGAGGGGGACGAGCAUGGAGGGAGACUGCCUCAGCUGCAUCAAAUACCUCAUGUUUGUCUUCAACUUUCUUAUCUUUCUUGGCGGCUCCUUCCUGCUUGGCGUUGGGGUUUGGGUGGUGGUGGACCCCACAGGUUUUAGGGAGAUAGUGGCAGCCAACCCCCUUCUGUUCACAGGAGUCUACAUCAUCUUGGCCAUGGGAGGCAUGCUUUUCUUACUGGGGUUCCUGGGCUGCUGCGGAGCCAUACGAGAAAACAAGUGUCUGCUGCUUUUUUUCUUCAUGCUGAUCCUCAUUAUAUUCCUGGCAGAGCUUGCGGCUGCAAUACUUGCCUUCAUCUUUCGGGAACACCUGACCAGAGAAUACUUCACUAAAGAACUGAAGAGUCACUACCAAGGUUACAACAACACGGAUGUCUUUACAUCAACGUGGAACGCCAUUAUGAACACAUUUGACUGCUGUGGAGUGAACAGUCCAGAAGACUUUGAGGAAAGCCUCUUCAGGCUUAUAAACCCCAGUGAAGUGGUGCCCGAGGCAUGCUGCCGUAAAAACAGUCACCCUGGAGAUGUAGUUUUCAGUAACAGGGAGGAAUGCCUCUCGGGCAACAUGCUGUACCGCAACAACAAGGGCUGCUAUUCAUCAGUUGUGGACUACUUUGAGUUGUACAUUUAUGUUGCUGGCGCCCUGGCUAUUGUUGUACUCACAAUUGAGCUCUUUGCAAUGGUCUUUGCCAUGUGUCUGUUCAGGGGGAUCCAGUAGAUCAGUUACACCGAAAUGCUUUUCGAAAAAGGACAACACCAUAAAAUAAGACGACUGAACCACUUGCCAAAAGAAUGUUUUACUUCAUUUUAUAUCUUUAAGAUUAUUAAUAAAAAAAUGAACCAUUGACCUGUACUUCACAGCUGGACCUUUGAGGUACAAGGUAACAAAAAUAAAACAUUGACAAAAAGAACAUUCUUUGAAUACUGCGAAAUGGAAAAUGGGCUUUUUGUUAGAAAGUCCUUGUGUAAUUUUGACCAGGUGUUCAAAAGAUAGCCUGAAAAAAAUGAAGGUGCUGCACUGAUUUUGGAUGAAGAAUAUUUAUACUGAGUAAUGCUGGCUUGUUUGUAUAGGCAUUUGUGCUUUUAGAAAUCGACCAAACCACUUUCCUCUCACCCAACACAUUACCACACUCCUUGAAUGCAAGCUUUCACUAGCACAUUAUAUUAGUGUUGUAUAGUCAUGUGAAUUUCAAUUUUUAUCUAUUCCUCUGUGUGAGUGCAGCAUUUGAGAUCUUUGUGUGUGUCUGUGGAGGGUGGGUAUAUGCCCUCUCCCUGCUUGAAAACCAGCAUCUUUUUUGUAUUGUGAUGUUAAUUGCCAUAGUAAUUAUAUGUGAUUUUAGCUAAAAUUGAUGUGUAUGCAUUUGUAUUGAGUUAUGACUAACAUUAAAGCAAACUUUUGCUCA
Paramisgurnus dabryanus is the source of this 1941-nucleotide messenger RNA. RefSeq names its product tetraspanin 18b (gene tspan18b). Gene Ontology annotation, cellular component: plasma membrane. The record is from RefSeq and is a predicted model, not a curated record. Lineage: Eukaryota; Metazoa; Chordata; Actinopteri; Cypriniformes; Cobitidae.